GUGAACUUUUUUUUCUGGCGCCGCGGGGAUCCGCGGAAUCGAUUCAUCACCAUUUCAGUCUCAUUCAGCGGCCAAGGAAGACCGGUCACCUCUCUCUCAAGGGGUGGGCAGAGGAGGCGCAAUCAUCCUCAUCGCUCUUGUCUCUAGGCCAAGCAAGACCAUCGAACAACGUUGUGGAGCAGACGGGGGGCUUCCCUCCUAUAUAAUCGCUGGGUUGAAAUCAACUUGAAUCAUCAUCACUCGCCCACUCAUCUCGACCAUACCGCGCCCCCAAGGCUCCAGGUCUUCCUAACAACCAUCAUGUCCCCUCAUGUCAUUAUUGACAAGUACAAUCUUGUCAUUUCGCUGCUCAUCACGAUCGCAUGGCAAUUGUCAGGAUUCGCCAUAGCUUGGACUUUCAAGUUCGACAAGAUCACCGAUUUUACAGGAGGAUCUAACUUUUUCAUCUUGGCGUUGAUCACGUUGACCACGGGAGGAACUUACUAUGCCAGAAACAUUGUUGCCUCCGUGCUCAUGAUGGUUUGGGCAGCCAGACUGGCCGGUUUCCUUCUCUUCAGGGUUCUCAAAACGGGCAGUGAUACACGCUUCGACGAUAUCCGAAGCCACUUCUUCAAGUUUGCAGGUUUCUGGACUGGUCAGAUCCUCUGGGUCUGGGUGGUGUCCCUUCCCGUGGUCGUCCUCAAUUCACCAGCUGUAUCUGAUCUCGCGAAAGGAGGUUCCAAUCCCAAAUUUGGUACAGGGGCAGAUAUAGCAGGUAUCAUCAUCUUCGCCAUCGGUCUUUUCUGGGAAGCCACCGCCGAUAUCCAAAAGUGGCUGUACAAAUCGUCCAACCCGCCCAAGGGCAAACCAUGUACAAAGGGGCUGUGGUACUACUCUCGUCAUCCGCCUUACUUUGGAGAGAUCACGCUUCACUGGGGUCUAUGGGCGCUCUGUAUCAGUCCGACACUGUAUGGCAAUGUUUCCGAGGGUGGCAGACGAGCGCAAUACGCAUCAAUCACCUCGCCUCUAUUUACCAUCCUCCUUCUCAUGUUCCUCUCUGGCCUGCCCACUGCUGAGAAACCCGCCGCGAAGAAAUACUACCUCCACUCUCACGAGCUCACAGACGGACACGUUCAGGUGAAAUCCGAUUCGUGGGACAAGUACAAACACUACUUAUCCAAAACUUCCAUCUUAUUCCCUGUUCCGCCGAAACUGUAUCGACCAUUACCAGAGUUUGUCAAGCGAUACAUCUUCCUCGACUUGCCAAUGUACAAGUUCAAUGAGCGAGAAGGCAGGGAAGCGCUAGAAGAGGAGAGGAGAGAUAGUGCAUAGAAAUAGAAAUAGGAGGAAUGCAUUCUUUGAAUCAUCAAA
Messenger RNA from Kockovaella imperatae, 1350 nucleotides. RefSeq lists its product as hypothetical. NCBI's taxonomy places the organism in Eukaryota, Fungi, Basidiomycota, Tremellomycetes, Tremellales, Cuniculitremaceae. The coding region runs from base 301 to 1311 and encodes 336 amino acids. Gene Ontology annotation, cellular component: membrane. The record is from RefSeq and is a predicted model, not a curated record. The transcript is spliced from 11 exons.